AUGAUUAAGAAUAAAAUCUUAACAGAGUUUAAAAACUUCUAAAAAAAUAAAAAAUAAUUUUCCUUUUAGUAGUUAAUGUCUCAUACCGAUAGUACAAAAACAUCAGGUUAAAAAGUUAAGAAAUCUUUAAUCAGUCCUUUAAAAGAAGCUCUUAAUUAGGUCACAAAACAAUAUAGAUUCUACAUUUCUAAUGAAGAAUAAAUCUUUGAUGUAGUAAUAGAUGUAGCUCCUCAUACAGAGCUAGUAGAUGCUAUCAACCGUGUUUUAUAAAUAGCUAGCAAAGAUCAUCCAUUUGAUUAGAAUCCAAGAAAUUAUGAAGCCUAUAUAGCAAAGAAGAAUGGAAAACCUAAAACUGAUUUUCCUUCUUACUAAAUAGACCUCUAAUUAGACUAAACUCAAAAUUCUAUAUUCUCUCUUGUUCAUAUGACAUUUUAAGAAAGAAAACCAAAAAGAAAAUCUACAUAUGAUUAUAGCAACAAUUACAGCCCAAUCAAACCUUAGUAAUAAAAAGAUAUUGAUGAAAUCAAAGGAUAAAAGAAUUGGUUUCUUAGAUUUUUGGGUUGUGCUUGA
Messenger RNA from Paramecium sonneborni, 570 nucleotides. NCBI's taxonomy places the organism in Eukaryota, Ciliophora, Oligohymenophorea, Peniculida, Parameciidae. The record is from the annotation of a GenBank genome assembly.